This is a messenger RNA of Bipolaris oryzae ATCC 44560, 255 nucleotides long. RefSeq lists its product as uncharacterized. NCBI's taxonomy places the organism in Eukaryota, Fungi, Ascomycota, Dothideomycetes, Pleosporales, Pleosporaceae. The record is from RefSeq and is a predicted model, not a curated record. Bases 1 to 255 code for a protein of 84 amino acids. The transcript is spliced from 2 exons.
AUGAGAACCUCCUUUAUCCUCGCAGCUCUUGCAGCUUGCGCUGUUGCGCUUCCAAAUCCACUUCCUAAGGCGAACGGCAAUGAGCCCCCAAGAGACGUCAAGUACCGCAGUGCUUCUAUUUCGCCACCAAGAGACAUCACGUACCGCAGCGCUGAGGCGGAGGCGAACGGCAACGAGCCCCCAAGAGACAUCAAGUACCGCAGUGCUGAGGCGGAAGUGGAUGCUAUUUUGCCACCAAGAGACAUUACGUACUAA